This is a messenger RNA of Aphanomyces astaci, 896 nucleotides long. RefSeq lists its product as hypothetical. The transcript has a single exon. The record is from RefSeq and is a predicted model, not a curated record. NCBI's taxonomy places the organism in Eukaryota, Oomycota, Saprolegniomycetes, Saprolegniales, Verrucalvaceae. Bases 177 to 836 code for a protein of 219 amino acids.
UGCGUGAUGCCGAUGCCCGUCUUUCGUUUCGUUUUGACGUCGCUGGGCUUCUGUAAUUGACGGAGCUGCUUGGCGUGCCAAACGUUGUUGUCACAUCAUCGCGUGACCGUGUAGUUGGCGUGGAGGCCGUGGCUAUUCUUCUUAAACGUCUGCGGUACCCUAUCACUUUGUACGACAUGUUGCCCAUGUUUGGUCGGUCUCGUGAACAAAUCUGCCGCGUACUCAAUCACAUGGGGAACUUGGUCUGCUCGAAGUGGAAAGACCACAUUUACUGCAACAAACGUAUUGUGCGUGCCCGAAUUGCUCAGUACGCCAGGGCUAUCCAUGCGAAAGGCGCACUUCUGUCAAAUGUCUGGGCAUUUCCUGACGGCACAAAGAUUGAAACGUGUCGUAUCAGCGCAAGUUCAAGUGGUGCUGGUGGUUUGAACGUGCAGAAGCGGAUCUACUCUUGCCAUAAACGAAUGCACUGCCUGAACUUUCAGGGCUUGACCACUCCCGAUGGCUUGCGCAUUCACUUUUUUGGUCCGUUGGAGGGCAGCCGACAUGAUGUGCCUUUGUUGCGAGUCAGUCAGCUGCAAGAGUACUUCGAGGCAAAUUCCGACAUUUUUGACGGCUAUUUCAUCUACGGUGACCCGGCCUACCCUAUUUAUAAAUGGAUCAUCUCCGGCUUGCAGGGAAACAAUUUGGAUGAGGCAAAAGAACUCUUCAAUGCAGCCAUGUGUCGUGUGCGUCAAGGUGUUGAAUGGAACUUUGGCCGCAUGAAAACAUUGUGGGGUUUUACGACGUACAAAAUGCAACAAAAUAUCGAGGUAAUAUCUCCGUCACAACGAAAUUAGAUUCACACACAACAGAUAUGGCGUUAGCACAUGUACAUCGUCGUCGUCACAAUAAAACUG